CUGCCACGCUGCCGUGUGCUCGCGCUGUAGCGCUCGCAGUCUCGCCCUCGUGGUCUCCUCACCUCGCUGCCUUCCCGCGUCGGCGUCGCCGCCCUCCCCCGUGUAAGAACCGACACCUGAGCACGCACGCCUCCGCCCCGCAUUCGUCAACCUCUCCGCUUUGCCUCGACCGGCUCGCAUCCGCGUUCCCUCGCGGCCUCCAGAUCUCGAUGCGGCGCGCGCUCCCCUGACACACACCCGGCUUCGCUUCGCGGCGCGGCGCGGCGCGGGCGCCACCAUGUCCGCCUGCGACGACGACCACGCCUCGCUCCUCAGAUCCCACGCGUCCGGCGCGCCGCUGCCGCCCUCCUGCCCCUCGCCGCGCGGCGGGGCGGCGGGGCACCAGCAGCAGCAGCACCACGCCGACGUCGAGGCCGACGAGGCCACCGUCACCGCCUCCCCGAGGCGCGCCGGCGGCGUGCGCGGCCUCCUGCGCCACCUCGAGCGCCGCAUGUCCGCGCGCGGAUCCGGGCACGGGCGCCGCCCGCACCAGCAGCACUACCAGCAGCUCGACCGCCCCGUGCUGGCCGAGCAGCCGUCGCAGCGGCAGUGGGAGAGGCCCGACGCGGGGGAGGACGACGAGCUCGGGGACGGCGCCCCGCCCGAGUGGGCGCUGCUGCUCAUCGGCUGCCUCCUCGGCCUUGCCACCGGCAUCUGCGUCGCCGCGUUCAACCGCGGGGUUCAUGUCAUCCAUGAAUGGGCAUGGGCAGGUACUCCCAACGAAGGUGCAGCUUGGCUCCGCCUUCAGAGGCUAGCUGAUACGUGGCACAGGAUAUUAUUGAUCCCGGUGACCGGAGGUGUGGUUGUAGGAAUGAUGCAUGGGUUGCUCGAGGUAUUUGAGCAGCUAAAACUUGUGAAAUCAGGGCAGAGGCAAGGGAUCAACUUUCUUGGAGCAAUCUUCCCAACCGUAAAGGCUAUCCAGGCUGCUGUUACUCUAGGGACUGGCUGUUCAUUGGGCCCUGAAGGUCCUAGUGUGGAUAUUGGCAAGUCAUGCGCAAAUGCAUGCUCAGAAAUGAUGGAGAAUAACCGGGAAAGACGGAUUGCCCUUGUUGCUGCUGGUGCCGCUGCUGGCAUCGCAUCAGGCUUCAAUGCAGCUGUUGCUGGGUGCUUCUUUGCCAUUGAAACUGUAUUGAGGCCCCUUAAAGCAGAAAAUUCACCUCCAUUUACAACUGCAAUGAUAAUAUUGGCAUCUGUUAUAUCAUCCACUGUAUCAAAUGUUUUGCUUGGAGCAAGACCAGCUUUUAUAGUGCCAGCAUAUGAGCUAAAAUCUGCUGCAGAGCUACCCCUGUAUCUCAUCUUAGGAAUGCUCUGUGGAGCAGUCAGUGUGGUAUUUGACCGACUGGUAGCGUGGUUUUCAAGGUUAUUUGGGCGGAUAAAGGAAAAGUUUGAUUUUCCUAUUAUAGUGUACCCUGCUUUGGGUGGGCUGGGGGCAGGCCUCAUAGCUCUGAAAUAUCCAGGGAUUUUAUACUGGGGUUUCACAAAUGUUGAAGAAAUAUUGCAUACUGGGAAAAGUGCUUCUGCUCCUGGUAUCUGGUUGUUAACUCAACUCGCAGCUGCAAAGGUAGUUGCAACCGCCCUCUGCAAGGGCUCUGGCCUCGUGGGAGGGCUAUAUGCUCCAAGCCUGAUGAUUGGGGCUGCUGUUGGAGCUGUAUUUGGAGGCUCAGCUGCUUAUUUAAUAAAUUCAGCUAUACCUGGUAAUGCUGCUGUUGCACAGCCACAGGCCUAUGCUCUGGUUGGAAUGGCUGCAACACUAGCUUCAGUUUGUUCAGUGCCAUUGACUUCAGUGUUGCUUCUCUUUGAGCUGACGAAGGAUUACAGGAUUUUGCUUCCUCUCAUGGGAGCGGUUGGGUUGGCAAUAUGGGUUCCUUCUGUAGUAAACCAACCAAAUGACAAUGAGCCUUCUGGUUUUAGAACACCAAGACGAGGGUAUUCUUCAGUUUCAUCAGAAGAUAGAAAUGGCAGCUCGAAGCGAGCUGAUGUUGCGGAUGACCUCGAACUCAGUAUCAUACAAAGUGAUGUUAAUAAUUAUGGAACUUAUAAUGAAGAAAUGCUUCUGGAUGAUUUGAAGGUCUCCCAGGCCAUGUCAAAACUUUAUGUCAAAGUAUUGCCAUCUGCAACAGUAACAGAAGCUUUUAAGCUAUUGCAUGAUAAUCAGCAAAAUUGUGCCCUUGUUGUGGACCCUGAAGAUUACCUUGAAGGGAUUAUUACAUUAGGGGAUAUUCGGCGCAUGGGAUUUGAAUUACAUGAGGAAAGCUUCAUUGAUGGAGACUACCCCAAGACUGAUAACUCAUCCUCCAUUUCGUCACUUGUUACGCGAGGUUUUCAGUAUCAGGGGAGUGAACGUGGAUUGUUAACAUGCUUUCCAGAUACUGAUUUGACCACUGCGAAAAAUCUUAUGGAGGCCAGAGGGAUAAAGCAGCUGCCUGUAGUUAAGCGUGGUGUUGGCCAUAGAACUACAGGAAAGCGCAAGCCAAUUGCCCUUCUACAUUAUGAUUCUAUUGGUUCCUGCCUGCGGUUAGUCAUAAGCUUAUAUCCUUUCUCUCAAUCCUUGCAGUUCUUUGUUUUAUUGAACUGACCAUAUACCAAAGAAUGGCUUGUUAAUAAUACGACUAUGAUGGGGCAUUUAUUCAUUCUAUUGUCAAGGGAGGAAACUGUAAACUGAAUACCAUACAUAAGAGAUAAGAAGACUCCCCAAUCUUAUAGCAGUUUAACCUACGGUGCCCUAUGGUACGGCAGAAGCAAGGGAUUACUUCAAGACAUCUCUACGAAAGGCAGUUUAACCUGUAUCGUUUAGAUGCCAUUUACUGUAAUCGUAAGGGAAGCUGCACGGGCAAAGCCUGACAAACUUUGCAAAUACUUCCUGUUUCUGCCGUUUUCAUGUGGUAUUCCUGCCUGAAACGGGAGAGGGGUGUAGUAUGGAUGUAGAGUAAGAAGGCGGUACUUUUUACCCUCGUACUGCCUGUAGUAAAUUGUAAGCUGUAGCACAGCCUGGUCUCACUUCUUUUUGCUGUGAAGCAGCAUAUAUAUACGCUCCAGUGUGAUCACACGAGAAAAAACUGCUUGUGUAGUAGAAUCCUCAAGAUGUAAGAUAAAGAGAGGCUUCCUCGAUCCUCAUGUAUUGACA
This is a messenger RNA of Panicum virgatum (switchgrass), 3163 nucleotides long. RefSeq names its product chloride channel protein CLC-f-like. The record is from RefSeq and is a predicted model, not a curated record. Gene Ontology annotation, cellular component: chloroplast; membrane; Golgi apparatus. NCBI's taxonomy places the organism in Eukaryota, Viridiplantae, Streptophyta, Magnoliopsida, Poales, Poaceae. Gene Ontology annotation, molecular function: voltage-gated chloride channel activity. Gene Ontology annotation, biological process: chloride transport; transmembrane transport. The transcript has 9 exons. Bases 278 to 2614 code for a protein of 778 amino acids.